Molecule: messenger RNA, 432 nt
Organism: Colius striatus (speckled mousebird)
Lineage: Eukaryota; Metazoa; Chordata; Aves; Coliiformes; Coliidae
Product: natriuretic peptides A-like
Exons: 3
Coding region: 1-432 (143 amino acids)
Biological process (GO): neuropeptide signaling pathway; cGMP biosynthetic process; negative regulation of systemic arterial blood pressure
Cellular component (GO): nucleus; cytoplasm; extracellular region
Molecular function (GO): hormone receptor binding; hormone activity
Source: RefSeq, a predicted model, not a curated record
AUGCAGCUCUCGGUUUUCUGUUGCAAGGCCUCGCUGCUACUGCUCGUCCUGCCAUGGGCUGGAGCACAGCCCGACGACGGAGAGUACGAGCCGGAGCUGCGGUCCCUGCAGGACCUGCUGCAGGCGCUGGGGCAGCUCCGGGACGAGGAAGGGGAACCAGGCCUGGAGGACGAGCCGCUGGCCGGGGCUGAGGACGGCGGCUCCGAGUGGGCUCUCCCGGGGGCGGAGGGCGGCCCUCCGGGUGUCCCGCUGCCCGAGCACGGCCAGACCCAGCCUGCGGAGGGGCAGAGCCAGUGGAGGAGCCUCCUCUCCUCCUACAGACGGAGGCACUUCUCCAGCUGCUUUGGGACCAGGAUGGAGAGGAUCGGCGCGCAGACGGGGCUGGGAUGCAACCAGUACAAAGCCCGUUUCUGGAGGAGAGGGAGAAGCUGA